GCACUCAGUUGAGUUCUACACUUGAUCGCGGCCACAUCUCCCCGCGCGAUGGCUGACGUUCAUUAUUUGGCGAUCUUCGCAGCGCUACUGGCGGCGGGGGUGACCUCUAUCGGCGAGACGGACUUUGACGACCGGUCCUGCGGUCGCCAGCUGGCCCCGCUGGAGGGUCUGAUCAAGGCCGGCUUCCGAUCGCGACCAGGCGAAUACCCGUGGCACGUGGCGUUGUUCCACCGGGUGGGGAUCAGCGAGGAGUUCGAUUACCAGUGCGGAGGCACGCUCGUGCACAAGUUUAUCGUGGUGACGGCCGCGCAUUGCGUUACGCAGCGAUCGAGUCGGAAGCACCGGCCCGUGAGGGAUGUGCUGGUCAAGGUGGGGAGGUUCAACAUCUCCGAGGAGCACGAGGAGCAGGGACGCGAUCACGAGGUGGCCAAGAUUGUAACGCACGUCAACUACAAACCGCUGACGUACGAGAACGAUAUUGCGAUCUUGAAGCUGGAGGUGCCGGUGAUAUUUACGCAGUAUGUGCAGCCGGUGUGUCUGUGGAAACGGGACGACGGAGUAGUGCUGCCCAAUAUUUACGGCCGGGAAGGGACGGUUGUUGGAUGGGGACUGACGGACAGCAACAAAACCGCCGCGAUCCUGAACCAGGCACGGAUGCCGAUCGUGAGCACGCACGACUGUUUGGCGAGUGAUCGUGACUUCUUUGGGCACCUCAUCAACGCCAAGACGUUCUGUGCCGGGUUUCGGAACGGUACUGGAGUGUGCAACGGGGACAGCGGAGGUGGACUGAUCAUCCAGCAUCAAAAUCAGUGGUACCUACGGGGAGUAGUGUCCUUUAGCAAUACACUGGACUCCGCCGGGAUUUGCAACCUGAAGAAGUUUGUCGGCUUCACCGACGCCGGGCUGUACCUGGAGUGGAUCUACGAGAAUGCUCCGAUAAGCAACAACAGCGAUCCCAUCGAGGGACAUCCCAACGUUCGAUUGAUCAACCAAGGCAACUGUGGCAAGAAUGACUUCCUGUUUGGGUACGGCGAGGACAAGAAACCGGUCAUCUCACAGUACCCUUGGAUCGUGCAAGUUCGACACCCGUUCGCGAGUCACGAUUACGUGCAGUGCAACGGGCUGCUGAUCAACAAGAACUACAUCCUGACAACAACUUGCGUCGAUUGGAAUGACGACGUGUCGGUGACCCUGGGAGACUACAAAACGGGAGAAGUCAAAGACUGCGUGACCAGCCCAAUGCCCAUCUGUUCGGGGCCCGUCCAGGAGGUCGCCACCUCGGAGUUCUUCCAGAAGGACAAACUGAUCCUGGCGCGGCUAGCUUCACCAGCGUACGUCGGCCGGCGGGAUCACAUCGAAGCCGUCUGUCUGCCAACGAGCGUAGAACAGCGGGAACGGGUCUACCCGCGGUACGUGCUGACCGGGUGGAAGGAGUCCGGCGAGGAUUCGCAGUACCUGCAGCGAGCAGUGGUGGAUCUGAUUCACCACGGACCGUGCCAGCGGGAGCUGGGCCAGAACGUGUCGGAGUCGAUCAUUUGCGUGCGAAAUCGGGAAGAUCCGAGCAGGACGUCGGUGAAGUGCAACGAUUACAUGCAGGGAACGACCAUCCAGGCGGUGGAAAAGAAGUCCAACCGGUAUUUGGCGUACGGGAUUCAGACGGACAUAUCGUACUGUACGAAGCCGGAGCAGUUUAUCAAGAUUGUUGAUUAUAUGGAGUGGAUUUUGGAUAAUAUGAAGCCUUGAUUUAGAGCAGUAAACAGUAGGUGUUCAAUGAAAAAAA
Messenger RNA from Culex quinquefasciatus (southern house mosquito), 1780 nucleotides. RefSeq names its product polyserase-2. The record is from RefSeq and is a predicted model, not a curated record. NCBI's taxonomy places the organism in Eukaryota, Metazoa, Arthropoda, Insecta, Diptera, Culicidae. Gene Ontology annotation, biological process: proteolysis. The transcript is spliced from 2 exons. Bases 49 to 1743 code for a protein of 564 amino acids. Gene Ontology annotation, molecular function: serine-type endopeptidase activity.